Colletotrichum orchidophilum is the source of this 1968-nucleotide messenger RNA. RefSeq names its product glycosyl hydrolase. The coding region runs from base 1 to 1968 and encodes 655 amino acids. The record is from RefSeq and is a predicted model, not a curated record. NCBI's taxonomy places the organism in Eukaryota, Fungi, Ascomycota, Sordariomycetes, Glomerellales, Glomerellaceae. Gene Ontology annotation, biological process: carbohydrate metabolic process. The transcript has 2 exons.
AUGGUUCGAUCAACACUCCGACUGCCCGAGACUUGCCUCUCGGUGCUUGUGCUGGCCUCGUGCGCCCCGGCCCUCGUUGCGACGGCUCCUCCAAAUGCGCCCAGGUCAUUUUGCCCCAUUUUCUAUGCCGAAGCUCAACCUCCGAUCGAUUGCGAACCGAAGCAGCCCAUGACCUUUCUACAAACCCCGCAAGUUGAAAGAAAAGCUACUGCUCACACGUCCAAGGCCAAAGUUGAGCCACUCGAGGCCGCCUUUGAAGCUCUUACUGUAAUGCAACAUGACUUCUUCGUCUCGGACCAGGGAACAUGGCCCGAAGCCAUCGACUGGACUGCUGCCGUCAUGGAAACGAUGCUGUCAGGCACGUUGACUUCGCUUUCGCAAGCAUUGGCCGUGCUCGAUAUCGGAGGCAAUGGUGACAAAGGAGCCAAGAGAAACCUCAUUGAUACCUUUUUCACUCAGCUGGUGGCCUCUUAUUUUGGCCAGGACGACGUUGCGAUCCGCCAUCAGGCUUUCGACGACAUUCUCUGGGUUGUCCUCGGUUGGAUCGAAGCCAUCAAGUUUAUCAACAUACACUCAGAGCUCUUCUACCCCCGGGAAAGCCUCAACGAGAGCGCGACCCCGGGUCUUGGAGAUGCCUUGGCAAACGGUCCCUGGCACGGGCAAUAUUGGAUACCCUCGUUCGCUCAUCGGGCCAGAAUUUUCUGGGAUCUUGGGUCCAAAGGAUGGGACACUCGACUCUGCGAGGGUGGCAUGAACUGGAACCCGAGGUUGGAACCAUAUAAGAACGCCAUCACUAACGAACUCUGGAUUGCGGCCUCGAUCUCAAUGUAUCUAUGGUUCCCCGGUGACAACAACACCACACCAUGGGUCAACAACGCAGGUGGUGUGGAAACCACGCGAGAGCCCAAAUACCUCGCCGCUGCCAUUGAAGGCUACAAAUGGCUCACUGGCGUCAAUAUGACCAAUAAUGCCGGUCUCUACGUUGAUGGCUAUCACGUCGACAGGUCCAAGCCGGGCAACACCAAGUGCGACCAACGCAGUGAAGCUGUCUUCACCUAUAACCAGGGCGUCCUCUUGACUGGCCAAAGAGGCCUCUUCGCCGCCACAGGCAGUGCUUCGUACUUGGAAGAUGGGCACAGGCUGAUCCAAAACGUUAUCAAGGCCUCAGGCUGGGACUUGAAGCUCAAUCAGCCAAUCGACGACCUGUCAGAUCUCCCGCCAGGUUAUCUGCCCCCUUGGCGCGGACUGGGCCGUGGAGGUGUCAUGGAAGAAAUCUGCGAUGCUAGCGCGACUUGCUCUCAGGACGGGCAAGCCUUCAAGGGCAUAUUCUUCCAUCAUUUUGUAACAUUUUGCCAUCCACUCGAAGCUGCCAUCAUUGGGCAAGGCAUGACUCUCGACGCUGAGGCGUACGAGCAGGCCAAGACGACCCAUGCAUCGGCCUGCCAGGCCUAUCUGAAAUGGGUCGAGCACAAUGCCAAAGCGGCCUUGUUGACCAGGGAUAGAGAAGGUCGAUUCGGUACAUGGUGGGGAGCAGGCAUUUUCUUGAAUACCGUUCCGACGAUGCAGACGGACGGCAUUCCUCACGACGCACCCAAUGUGACCGAUUACCGCAACUACGGGCUCCCGCAUGACGGCGUAUGGGCCCAUGGUAACCCGGACAAGGUUUGGGCACCAAACGGCGAGGCGCGCAAGAACCAGACAAAGAGCUACGAGCUGGUCGGCGACGAGGAGCACUCUGGACAGCAGGUUCUUGGUGGCUCAAGCAGAAGGGGGCCUCGCUCCGAUGACCGAGACGGGUUUGCACAGCAAGUGAAGACGGCGGCGGCGACCGGCGAUCCGAACGACCGCGGCCGGGGUAGGACCUCGGAGACGCAGAACGGCGGAAUGGCUUUGAUGCGGGCGUGGUGGGAGCUCGUAGCGGCGUCCAACGGAACGUACGAUCAACAGCGGCAUGAGAGAUGGCGAUGA